UCAAGUAUUUAGAUGUUCCGCUUAUUUAUGGUAGACGGCUGCAUACCAAACGCACUAGGACUUCAUAUGUCAACAUCUGACGAGAAUGCCAAUGAGCCAUCUGUAGCAUCGCUACUAACUAAGCAAUCUCUCUCCUUAGUCAGCCAACCGAUUUCUUAAUUACUUAAGAGCCCCUCAAGACGACGUAAUUGCGAUAUCUCACCUUCCCCGCACAUCGAGAACUUUGAAUCUAUUGAUUCUACUCAGCCAGGAAGACUAAAGCCGCUACGAUAAAGAGAAAUGUCGCUCCCUCCGAAGUUCAAAGGCCAGAAACUGGCAACAGCAGACACGAAAAAUACACCACAUACACUUGAGCUCUACCUCGAUUAUGUUUGUCCUUUUUCAGCCAAGAUGUUUCAUACUUUCUAUAAAGACGUGAAACUAAUCAUCGCCGAAAAAUACCCUUCACAACUCCAGGUGAUAUUCAAGCAGCAGAUACAACCGUGGCAUCCCUCGUCGACUCUAGUCCAUGAAGCUGGCGCAGCUGUUUUGAAAGUGGCACCCGAAAAGUUCUGGGAAUUCAGCGAGGCACUGUUUCAGAAACAGACAGAUUUCUUCGAUCUCAAUGUCGUAAAUGAAACGCGUAAUGACACAUACAAGCGUCUCGCAGAGAUUGCUGCUAGCGUUGGAGUUGACAGUAAACAAGUCUUUGACCUUCUGGUCAUAGCCCCUCGUGAAGGAGGACAUCUGAAUGGAGGAAACGGUGUGACGGAUGACAUCAAACUGAUGAUCAAAGCAAAUCGCGUGAUCGGCGUUCAUGUGUCCCCGACCGUAUUUUUCGACGGAAUUGAGGAAAGAAGUAUCAGCAGCAGUUUCUCUGUUUCCCAGUGGGAUGAUUGGCUUCGCAACAACGUGGUUUGAACAGCAACCGGAGACAUAGCCAAAUGGAAUUAUGACAUAAUGCAUGCAUGGCUCAAGUGAUUUCAGGAUAAAGUUAGCUGAUGAUACGCAUUAGCAUUCCAGAAAGGCGCCUUUUGUAAUCCAUCAGAAUAGGUCAUGAAUAUCCUAAUAAUAUCUCGCUGUUCCACAGUCACCCCGUAAUGUAAUCACGUGUUUAAUUUUUGGUGAGAGUAACAAUGCGAAAGGAACAAGCAACGCCAAUGUCGACCGACCUCUACUGAUUUGCAGGAGGUUGGUAGUUGAUGGGUCGCCUAAAAUGUAUCAGUUAUGUCUUAGGAACAGCCAAAGUCAUACAUACUUAAAGAGUAGGAUAUGUGGCUCUGGUUCGUGAACUUCAUAAUGCUCCCAGCCUAGGCUCUGGUAGCGUGUUAGUAUGGACAUGCAAGAAAGAGGGUUAAAAAAACUG
This is a messenger RNA of Talaromyces proteolyticus, 1345 nucleotides long. Its product is annotated as thioredoxin-like protein. The transcript has 6 exons. Bases 280 to 900 code for a protein of 206 amino acids. NCBI's taxonomy places the organism in Eukaryota, Fungi, Ascomycota, Eurotiomycetes, Eurotiales, Trichocomaceae. The record is from RefSeq and is a predicted model, not a curated record.